UACGGGAGAUGCUCCGAGAACCGCUUCCUGUACCAGGUUUUCAAAAUAAAACCUUCCAAACGUUUCGAUCUGCCGCAAUUAAUUAUUUUUCUAUUCAUCGAUCAUCAAUAAAAUCUAAUAAGAGGCUGUAGUGUUUACAGGUUCAAUAAUCCAAUGGAAACGCGUUAAUUCAUCUGUCCUCACUCAGUAAAUUUAAACAUGUUGAAAAUAAUCCUGAAAUCUUUUCUGCCCCGUCUCUGCAGCUAAAGAUGGAAACACUCUGCUCUGGACGGUGAUUGAUGUCUGAUAUUUACAAACAAUUCAAAAUAAUGCAACUUAUCUUUUACAUCCAGGGUUUAGUUUUAUUGUUCUCGCCUGACACGGAGUGAAGCAGUGACUCUAAGCAAAGUAAAACAAUAAAACUUAUAAAAAAUCUACGAACUUCACCAAUUCUUGUUCACAGUGACGUCAUAGUAAAGCAUUAAUCUUUCGCGCCGUUUGUUGUUGCUGUUUUUUGUUCAAUGAAAAGAGGAAGAAGGUGUCACGUGCUCCGGUCCGGCAGGCGGCGGUAGUUGACCUGGACGCUGUUUCUGAGCAGGCGAAGAAGAAGCCUCGCGAACACCCUGUCCGCCAUUUGCUCUUUCAGUUUCUCGCACUCUGUUUCCGUUGAUGUUAUUUCGUCUUUAAAUUAAUCUAAAACGCGAUUUUCCUGCAGAGAAACUCCAGCACGAGGCAGGAGCACGUGACAGCGGCGGUGAUGGCGGCCGACCGGCGCGACGACAAAGAUGGAGAACUGAACGUUCUGGAAGAUAUUCUGACUGAAGCUCCAGAUCAGGACGACGAGCUGUACAACCCCGAGACCGAACGAGACAUCAGCGACAAGAAAGGGACAAAGAGGAAGAGUGAGCGCUCUGACAACCAUGAUCUGAAGAGGCUCCGUCCCUCAUCAGGCCAUACCCCCUCCAGGUCGUCCUCCUCCAGUAAGAGAGCUUUGGCCCCACCUCUUUCCUCCUCCUCCUCUAAGAAGACAGUGUCCAGCCCCCGUGGCCGACAUGCCGCCACCGCCAGCUACAGACACGAAUACUAUGAGGAGCGAAAGGGUCGGAGAGGGGCCCGAGAGGCGAUCAGGAGCCGCGGAGGAGAGGACGCACGACGCAGAGACUCUCAGAGAAGCCUGGAGGGGCUGAGCCAGAAGUUGCGUCGGGCGAGCCCCUCACCCCACGAGGAGGACAACCAAUCAGAGGAGGAGGCUGCAGCAGAGUAUGGCUCAGAGCAGGGGUCAGGAAGCUCCUCCCCUGUCGCCUCCCAUGUAGACGAGGAGGAAGAGGAGGAGGAGGAGGAGGAGGAGGGCAUGGAGGAGGAGGAGGAGGAAGAUGAGGAGGAGGAGGAAGGAGAGAAGGAGGAAGAGGAGGAGGAGGAAUACGACGACGAGGCGGGUGGCGAGGGCAACGACUACGACACUCGGAGCGAAGCUGGAGACUCACGCUCUGCUUCCUCCAUCAGUUUCACUGAUGAUGGCGAAUCAGCUCGGUCAGGCUCCGCCUCUGAGGCCUCAGAUUCAGAGAAGAAGCAGGAGAAGUUGCCGUCGUCGGUCCGAGCAGUUCGUAAAGGGAUGGAGAAUCCAACCAGUAAGCUGCGCUACAUCCUGCGAGACGCACGAUUCUUCCUCAUAAAGAGUAACAACCAUGAGAACGUCUCCUUGGCUAAAGCUAAGGGUGUGUGGUCGACGCUGCCAGUGAACGAGAAGAAGCUGAACGCAGCUUUCCGCUCGGCUCGGAGUGUCGUCCUCGUGUUCUCUGUGAGAGAGAGCGGGAAAUUCCAAGGUUUUGCUCGUUUGGCGUCAGAGUCCCAUCAUGGCGGCUCGCCAAUCCACUGGGUUCUUCCUGCCGGCAUGAACGCCAAGAUGCUGGGUGGAGUCUUUAAGAUCGACUGGCUCUGCAGGAGGGAGCUUCCUUUCACUAAGACGGCUCACCUGUCUAACCCCUGGAACGAACACAAGCCCGUGAAGAUUGGACGCGACGGACAGGAGAUCCAGCCCGACGUCGGUGCUCAGCUCUGUGCUCUGUUCCCAUUGGAUGAGAGUGUGGACGUCCACCAGGUGGCUCGCCGUGUUCGUCACAAACGUCGGACGCCUUCGGAACCGCGGCCUCGAGGCCGACCUCCGCAGCGCGAACCGGGAAGGCGUCGGCUUGAAGAGUACGACCUCCACGGCAGGAAGCGGCCGCGAGCCGAUGGUCCCCCGGACUUCAGCCAGCGAGCAGGGUUCAUCCAGGACCUUCGCAACCAGCCGGUGGACAGACGUUUCUCCAGCGUCAGACGAGAUGUUUUCCUCAACGGGUCCUAUAACGACUACAUGAGGGAUUACCACCACAGUGUCGGCCCCCCCGCUCCCUGGCAGACUCUGGCGGCGUACCCUGGUGUGGAGCAGCCACCGCCCCAUCACCCCCCCUACUACCACCACAGCCACCCCCCCCCACCCCCUCACCAGGCGUACCACCACCACCACCACCCCCCCCUGCCGCCACACGAGGCUCCACCCCCCCGCUUCAGAGACAAGCAGAGAGCGCCGCAACACCGCGCCUUCGCAUCCAGCCCGCACGAUUACGACAUGCGUGUGGAUGACUUCCUGCGGCGGACACAGGCGGUGGUGAGCAGCCGGCGUGAGCGCGAGCGUCAGCGUGAGCGGGAACGUGGCGGACCACGUCGUGAGAGAGAGAGAGAGAGAGCGAGGGACAGAGAGAGAGAGAGGGACAAGGAGAGGGGGCGGUACCGCAGGUGAUUGGAUGAUGUCACAUCCUGUCAGUCUCUAGCCGUGGUUGUUUUGAUGGCGGUGGUUUUGGCUGGUUUCCUGUUUCUGUUGAAAAUUAUGAAAACAAAAAAGAGCUACACGAUGACAUCAUCACAUUUUUUAAAAAAUCUAAAAAAUAAAAUUCUGUUGAGGUUUUGGUGAUUUUGGUCGAAACUCUUAUUUUGUGAUCCUGUGACAUCAUCACAGCACAGGCACACGUCUGUCACAUGGCUCCAUCAUACAUGUUUCUGCUGCACACGUUAAACACGUGAGAAUAAAAGAAUCUCACCUCUGUCAAUAUCUGUUUUAAUGUUUUUCUAAAUUUUAGUCCAGAGGUUUUAAUGUGAGGGUCGAGGCCCUCUGAGGGGUCGUUACAGAAACCUGAGGGGUCACACCAUGAAACGGUGACUUUCUCCAGUCAUAGCUUGUUUUAUUAUGAAAGGUUGGACAGUGUUUCCUGUUUUGUUUUUAUUGUCUUUUGGAUUUUAAAUGUUAAACUCAUUGAUCUUCAGUUCAUUUAUUUAUUUUUGUUUCCAGGUUUAUUCAUAGUAACUGCUUUAAAAAAUAAACAGGAAAUCACAUUAUUUUUUCAUUUUGUUUAAUUCAGUUUCUCAUGAGCGACUCGUGUCGACACAACUUCCUGUUUGUCCUGAUCAGUUUCACUUGGACUGCACGAUUGUUUAUCGAUCAGCAGCAGGUUAAACUGAUUUGUGCUCAGUCUCAGCGAGAACAUCUGAGGAAAAAACUGUUUCCUCUUUGAGACAGGAGGAGGCGGAGCCUGUGCUUGUUUUUGUACAAAAUAAAAGCCUGAAGUAAAA
This is a messenger RNA of Toxotes jaculatrix (banded archerfish), 3585 nucleotides long. RefSeq names its product YTH domain containing 1 (gene ythdc1). The record is from RefSeq and is a predicted model, not a curated record. Gene Ontology annotation, molecular function: mRNA binding; N6-methyladenosine-containing RNA reader activity. Gene Ontology annotation, cellular component: nucleoplasm. NCBI's taxonomy places the organism in Eukaryota, Metazoa, Chordata, Actinopteri, Toxotidae. Gene Ontology annotation, biological process: mRNA splicing, via spliceosome; regulation of alternative mRNA splicing, via spliceosome.